CGGAAAGAUUGGGUAUCGUUUUCCUUUUGUUGGGAGGAAUUUGGUUUGCGUGGAAAGUCUCAGCCAUCCUUUUGGGUUUGGUUUUUGUAGCCAUCGCGUUUCAAUUACAAGUGGCCACCAAAUGUACAGAAACCACAGCUCUUCCACCCCGUCGCCAACCCUAAAAUGCUGCUGCUGCUGCUGCUCCUCCUAAACCCUGCUUCGAGCCUCCUCUUCUCCCCCCUCUUUUUCACGCUCGGCAUCAGCCCUAAAGGCAGAGCAACUGCCAGAAGCUACGCACCAGCGGGAAUGGCGAAACACUCCGUCAGCUGGCCACUUGUGCACAAGAGAUGGCUGCUGGGUCUGUUAAUCAUGCUCUCCAUUUCCACCGUCAUUGCUUUCUUUAUCAGGUCCGCUCUCGAUUCCUGCGAUCGUCACUUGGAACAAGUUUCUCAGGAAUCUUCUGCCAAUGCUCCGGUGCCUCCCAAUCCCCUCACCUUCAUGAGAUCCAAGCGUGUACUCAUGGUCUCGCAUGAACUUUCCCUUUCGGGUGGGCCAUUGUUGCUCAUGGAGCUAGCGUUUCUACUAAGGACUGUUGGUGCUGGAGUUUCUUAGAUAACUAUCCAAAAACCUCUGCAAACUGAUGGAGUGAUUUACAAUUUGGAGGACAAAAUGUUGGUCCGAGGAGUGCAGGUAAUAUCCGCAAAGGGACAAGAAGCUAUAGAUGCUGCCCUCACAGCUGAUCUGGUUGUUCUGAAUACAGCAGUUGCUGGGAAAUGGCUGGAUCCUGUUCUUAAGGGAAAUCUUUCUCGUGUUCUUCCAAAAGUUUUGUGGUGGAUCCACGAGAUGCGGGGGCACUACUUCAAAUUGGAUUUUGUCAAACAUCUUCCUUUGGUUGCUGGCGCUAUGAUUGAUUCACAUGUCACCGCUGAUUACUGGAAGAAUCGAACCCAAGAGCGUCUGGGGAUUAAAAUGCCUGAGACCUAUGUUGUUCAUCUUGGUAAUAGCAAGGAACUUAUGGAGGUUGCGGAAGAUAGUAUUGCAAAUAGGGUUUUGCGUGAGCACAUCCGGGAAUCUCUUGAAGUUCGAGAUGAAGAUUUACUGUUUGGCAUUAUAAACAGUGUUUCACGUGGAAAGGGCCAAGAUCUGUUUCUACGCUCCUUCUAUGAGACUUUACAACUGAUCCAGGAGCGGAAGUUGCAAGUUCCAUCUGUGCAUGCUGUAAUAGUGGGGAGUGACAUGGGUGCACAAACCAAGUUUGAAACGGAGUUGCGGAACUAUGUGAUGCAGAAAAAGAUCCAACACCGUGUUCACUUUGUGAACAAGACUCUUACUGUUGCUCCUUACUUAGCUGCAAUCGACGUUCUCGUUCAGAACUCUCAGGCCCGGGGAGAAUGUUUUGGGAGGAUAACCAUUGAAGCAAUGGCAUUUCAGUUGCCUGUCCUGGGAACUGCUGCUGGUGGCACUGCAGAGAUAGUUGUGAAUGGGACUACUGGCAUGCUGCAUCCAGUUGGGAAAGACGGAGUUCCGGAGCUUGCCAAAAACAUGGUGAAACUUGCAACUCAAGUAGAGAGGAGGCUUACAAUGGGGAAGAGAGGCUAUGAGCGUGUGAAGGAGAUGUUUCUAGAACAUCACAUGGCACAUCGAAUUGCUGUUGUGCUGAAGGAUAUACUGAGAAAGGCGAAGGAUAACCAACAUCGACAUACAAUUUGAGCCUAGCUAUAUUAUUUUUGUGUUCAGAGAUCAAAAGGUGUGACUAGUUUGAAUACAUUUCUUUGUUCCAUAAGUCAUUUCUCCCAUCAAGGCAGCAGUACAAAGAUGAUUUUAAGAGAGAUUUAACUAUAGGGAAAAGAUGCAGUUACGGCCCCCAAGUCUCUGCCUUCACAGAAGUACUGUAACUUGUGUACAUACUAGGAUGAGUUCCAAUGAUGUCUCCAUAGCGUUGCUGAGUUUGCAUUUUGUCUCGAGUCUUUCAACUUUCCUGGUGGUAAAUUUGAUUAAUUUCUGUUGGCAUGCUGUUAAUUGGCUUGUAGGAAGGGAUGUUUGUUAGUUCCGGUCUGUGUGCGAUGUUCAAACUUUUGUCUAUCAUGCAGGCAUGUAAUGAUGUAAGCUCG
Molecule: messenger RNA, 2093 nt
Organism: Linum tenue
Lineage: Eukaryota; Viridiplantae; Streptophyta; Magnoliopsida; Malpighiales; Linaceae
Source: the annotation of a GenBank genome assembly